This is a messenger RNA of [Candida] anglica, 2709 nucleotides long. Lineage: Eukaryota; Fungi; Ascomycota; Pichiomycetes; Serinales; Debaryomycetaceae. The record is from the annotation of a GenBank genome assembly.
AUGUCGUUUGCGAAUAACUACUGGUCGGUGGAUAGCCGUACCGGGAUAGACAAACUCUCUGAGCAGUCUCUUCAAUCGAUCCAGCAACUACAUGAACUACGUAAAUUGGUGUUUAGUUAUAUGAGCUACUAUUAUUCUAAUAGCGAGUAUUUGAAUCGAUUGGGGAAAGAUUCUCACCAUGUUGAUAAGUUGGAAAUCCCACUGGCAACUACUGCCCUGAAGUCGACUCUUAAACGGUUAAGUGAUCAGUUCAAAGAGGCUACUAGGUUGGACUUGAGCCCAAAGCACGUCAAACCGCAACUGAAUGUCAAUUCAUCUACACCCUUUAAAUUACACAUUGAAAACAUAUCUCAAGAAUCACAUACACUUGCCACUCUCAGUUCGGUUAUAGAUAACCAGGUAUUAGAACCGAUCACAUCGUUUUUGAAAAUUCAAGAGCCAUUUGUCAGGGAUACAGUGGAUCAAUUUAGUGAUUUGUUGGAAGAAUAUGAACGCUGUUACAAAGAAAUUGAAACUAUAAAGAAAGCCUUUGAAGAGAAUUUACGUUUACAGGAAAUGACUCAAGUGAGCGAUCGAGAAGUGGAAGGGAAUACCAUAAUAGAAGAGGAAUCUAAAGAAAUCACCCCAAUAAGCAGAUCUACCAGCUCUACAAUUAACCCUGUAUCAUCAUCAAACUCUACAGCACAUGCUAAUGGCACAUCUGUUGUUGCCCUAACUUCUCAUUUCAUCUUCCCCAUGAUGAUAGGAAUUAUCAAACUCCCUACUCGUGAAGAUUUGGAAUCGUUACUCAAACAGAUGAUUGCCGAGAUCUCAACCGUUAAACGUAAGAUCCCUAUACCAGGAUAUCGAAAUGAGACCUUUUCAGGGGAACAACUUCUUGAAUGGCUCACCCAUAACCGUCCACAUCGUAUUAGUCCUACUAGAGCUAAUCUCGAAAGAAUUGGACAAGCUUUCAUUGAUUUAAAGUUGAUUGUAGGAAUGGGGUUUUUAGGAUCUAAAAAGUUCAAAAGUGAAGGAAUGUGGUUUGAAUGGACUGAUUUAGCAAUUUAUGCAAGUGAGGAGCAUAAUGUAUCAACUGAAGGUGUUGAAGAAGUUCAGGGAAAAGAACAACCCGAGGAAUCUACACUGACUGACAUUGGAACUCUGUCACAUAUAACACCACCGAUAUUCACACUUAAUAAUAUGAUAUCCAGCGUCAAAACUUCGAUCCUCAAGACAAAUUUCCCUCAAAUUCUUGAAGAUCUUGAAACAAAAUAUAAUGAUAUGUAUGUUCAUCUUCAUUAUCUUAGAUACACGUUGGACACUGAACUUAUUAAAAAGUCCCAACAACUUGAAAAGUUUGAACGUCAAAAGAUUGAACUCAUUUACAAAAGUUUAACCAAAUUACUGGAGAUUAUGUACAAUUAUUCCUUAAAUUCAACAAAUCGUCUUCAUUUGUUUGCUACUGAAAUGAUAAAUAAUAUCAAUAAGGAAGAGCAUUAUCAAGAGGAUUUUACCAAAUUAGUGCAGCAAUUUAGUACCGGGAUUUACUUUCCAUCGAUUCUUUCACCUGAUAAUUUGGCUAAACUGCAUUAUAGCUCGGCGCAAACCAAUUCAAAUUUCCAAAAUGUUAAACUUAAGUUUAAUUUAUAUAAGGAUUUCCCCUUACAACCCUUACACGGUGGAAAUGAAAUCUUGAGUUUAGCCAGUAUACCCGAAUUCUUAUAUGGUAUGAUUGAAAAGAUUGACCAAUGUAACGAGGAAGAAUUGACCUUGGCAUGGAAAUCUUCUAUGAAUGCAGAGGCGUAUUGGUCAUUCAAACAAGAAAUAAUAUCAAUAAUUAGUUCUUUCGAACAAAGAGACUCAGAUGAGAACAUUCCUGCCAAUGAAGAAUCUAUACAUAGAGAUAUCAUUUCCAAGAUUCUCUUUUAUGCAUCAAGCCGUCCGGUGGCUGAACAAGUGAACUUUGUUAAGUAUUGGUUAUUGGAAAUUGGAGAUUCUGUUAUCCCAUUCACUUCAUUUGAUGCGGUUAUCUCCAACUACACAACUUAUAAUUCUCAAAACAAUAAUUCACUUGAUGUUGAACUCAGACACGAUAAACUAGUUUCUUCACUUGCUACAAUCCCCCGCAGCAAUGUCAGUACGCUUUUGUAUAUCAUUGAACAUAUUUGCAAGGUAUUUUCAUUGUCAGUGAUCACAAGUUAUGGAACUUCUGAUAAUCUUGAAAUGAAUGUAAAUGAAGUUGAGGAACGACAAAAUAGAAUAGUCGAAGUCUCCAGAGGACUCAAUUCUAUGGAAGCUAUUGGAUCAAUUCCCUUUGUUCACCUCCUCAUGAGACCAUCUGCCGUUAAGAACUCUACUGGUUUCAAACCUCCAUUGGAGAAAUACAUUCUAAUUCUUUCUGAUUUGCUCAAUAUUAAGGUUAGAUCAAAGAUAUUUAGCAAUUUGGUUGAAAACGAGUUAAAGUAUCGUAAUAAGAGAGAAAAGGAGAAGAAACUCCCCGUGAAACCAGAAUUGUUAAUAGCAAAAGAGGCUAAACUUGUGAUACCAAAAAGCCCAAAGCCAGGUCAAGAGAAUUUUACCUUGAGACCAUUCCGUACGAGAGCUACACCAAAUCCAUCUCCUUCCACUUCACCUAGUCAUACACCCAAGAAUUCUUUGGAUGUUACCAGAGAGAGAAGCUCAAGUAAUACGUAUUUGACUCCCUCCAUAAACGUUGAGUUUGAAUAG